Messenger RNA from Pogona vitticeps (central bearded dragon), 1835 nucleotides. RefSeq names its product elongator acetyltransferase complex subunit 6 (gene ELP6). The record is from RefSeq and is a predicted model, not a curated record. Gene Ontology annotation, cellular component: elongator holoenzyme complex. Gene Ontology annotation, biological process: tRNA wobble uridine modification. NCBI's taxonomy places the organism in Eukaryota, Metazoa, Chordata, Lepidosauria, Squamata, Agamidae.
CCGCGAGCGCAUGCGCGCUUCGCCCGCCCGCCCGCUCGCGGCGAUCCCUCGGCGGCGCUUCCUCGCGAGCGGAGCCUUUUCAUCCCUCGGCGGACACCGUAGCGGCGAGACGAUGUUUGCGGAGCUGAGCGAGCUGCUCGGGGUCUCCGUCGAUCAGCCGGAGCGGGGCAAGCUCACUUUGCUGUGUGCUGCCAACACAGAUGCCAGCUUCCUGAUCCACCAUUUCCUUUCCUUUUAUUUGAAAGCUGGCUGCAAAGUCUGUUUCAUUGCUGUUGUGCAGUUGUUCAGUCACUACAGCAUCGUCGCCCAAAAGCUGGGAGUCAGUCUGACCGCAGCCAAAGAAAGAGGCCAGCUUGUGUUCUUAGAAGGGCUGAAAUCUUCAAACGAGGUCUUGUUUGCUGAACAGCAGGAGCCAGCUUAUGCUAAUCCUUUCCAGUUUAUCAGCAGAGAUGGUUCAGACCUGAAGGUGCUGUAUGAAUUUGUCGGGAAAUCGCUAAGCCCCACUUCGGUCGGAGAAACGUGGAGGUGCCCGGUGCUUAUUGUAGACAACCUGGGGGUCUUGCUGAGCCUUGGUGUGAAGCUGGUGGACAUUCUUGAUUUCAUCCAUUACUGUAGAGUCACAGUGAACUCUCAGCUGAAGGGCAACGUGGUGGUGAUGGCUCACAGCAGGGAGGAUUCGGAGGAUGAGGAGAACGAGCGGCUUGUGAUGUCCCUCCGUCACCAGAGCCACCGACUCCUGUGGGCGGAAGGGCUGGCUACGGGCUACUGCAAAGACGUCCACGGACAGCUAACCAUCCUCCAGCGGAGCCCCUGGGAGGCCGAAGCUGAGCGGGACCAUCCGCGCAUUUAUCAGUACAAGAUCCAGGACAGAAAUGUCUCGUUUUUUGCCCGAGGGAUGUCGGCCGCUGUGCUGUGACUUGGCAGAGGAGCUUUUUUUGAGGGAUUCAGAGGCAGACCGAAGGGGCCUCUUCAAUCCAGCUGGGUUUUCCAAAGGACUGGGUUGUUCUCACAGCAUCUGCUCUGACUCUGGUUCCCCCCACCCACCCCCUUGGUUCUCUACCAAGUCCUGGUGAAGAGAUUUGCUCUGAGCUGCUGUGAGAGUAUUCAAAAUGAGGAAUGAAAGCCUGAUCCUGAUUCUGCAGUGGUUAAGGUGACUUGGUAAAAGCCGCUUGUGAUCUGACCCGAGUCAGAUCCGAGCUUUGGAACUUGAGUCCAGUGGCCGAUGCCAUUAGUAGGUUGGCCAGUUCUUCUAAAUUAAAUCAUUAUGAUCUGGAUAGAGCCAAGACCGCCCUACCCCGACCUGGAUCUGGACUACAACUUCCAUGUUGUCUGGAGAUUUGGGAGUUGUAGUCUAGCCCACCUGGAGAGUGCCCGGUCAGGGGAAGGCUGGCCUGAACAGCCAUCUCUGUGUCAAGGACUCUGAACCAGAAACAUCAAGGCACUCUCACAAUGUUUUCAUUAACGCCCAUUAGUUCAGUGGCUCUCGGCCAUUUCCACCUGAACUUCCUACCAGCUACUCUGUAAGAGGACUUGGGUCCCACCACGGUAGAACAAAAACACUUACUGCAGCCUUUUCCCAAUCGGGUCCUUUCCUGGGGAGAGGUGUUUGGUUCAUUCUGGGUGUUUUGUUACUAUAUCUAUUAUUUAUGUUAAGUUGUAAAGACAUAAAAAAAUGCAGCUGUACUGUUGGAAAUAAUUGCAAGCAAACAAAAACAUUACAAGUUGAGAAUUGAAAUACUAUCCCAUGGAAGCGUAAUUGUGUAAAAUACAGAUAUAACAAAUUUUAAAAAUGGGAGUAUUAUUUUCAGGAAUAAAUUUUAUUGCAGUGGCUAAAA